Uncinocarpus reesii 1704 is the source of this 240-nucleotide messenger RNA. RefSeq lists its product as uncharacterized. The coding region runs from base 1 to 240 and encodes 79 amino acids. The record is from RefSeq and is a predicted model, not a curated record. The transcript has 2 exons. Lineage: Eukaryota; Fungi; Ascomycota; Eurotiomycetes; Onygenales; Onygenaceae.
AUGCAACUCCUUCAGCCCCUGAUUUUCGCUGGUCUCAGCGCCGCUGCUGCUAUGCCGCGACCGGCUCCGGAGGUCCGACCGGCGGAGGUCAUUGGGCAGAACCCUGCAACCCAACAGGCACCACCAAAACACCUUUUCAGCUGCGCGAAACGCUACGAGCAAUGCCACAACAAUGUCCCUCCAUGCUGCAAGCCCUACGUUUGUAUGCCUACGUCCGCUAUUCAAGUUAUUAUGGCAUAG